AGCAAUGGCAGACGAGACCCCGGAAGAUCGAUAUCAGGGAUGCUGCUUACCGGCAUGUUUGAAGUUCUCCGGCGAUUCCUGUAACCGGAGGAAGAGGAGGCCAGGCGAAGAUGGCAGCUGGCGAGUACCUGAAUCACAAGCUGGAGAUGUGAAAACUCGACUCGGAAAUGAAAAGAAACGGAGGAACUGGUACAAGCUGUUUCAGGCGAGGACAUCCGGUCGGAAAACUUUUCCGGUCCAUUCGGAGCUUUUUGAAGAGAUGAAAGAGAACGACCCUGCAGAAGAGGACGAGUUCAACAAGGCGACCGGCUCCACAACCAUACUGAAGAUCGUCGAGAAGCUGGAGUGUCGUAAAGUUUCGCAUCUCGAUGGGAGAGUGAAGGCAAUGCCUGUUCCAAGAACCAGAGUUUCAGAGGAUGAUGAAGGAAGAAAGGCCCGGAAAACUUCGCCGGAAGAAAUUCCGGUAGUGAUGGAGAUUUCAGAGGAACAAGCAGCAACAUCUAAAGAUCGACUGAGAAGUUACUCUAAAGACGAUCCGAAGUCAAUCCGAACCCGAUGUUCGCCGGGAACCAAUAACACAUCUCGAAGAUCCAAGUCCACGGUGCGAAAUCCAAACGAAGGAUCCAGAUCCAUUAUGGGGAUGUCAGUUCUUCUUAUAGCUCUAACCACACUGCUGCUUUUUGGUACACCAUGUGCUGUGAUCUGCACCAGUGCUUGGCUCUGCAUGGUCCCUGGACUCACUAGAUCGACCAAGCCCAUGGGCUGCAGUCAAGGAAAAAGUCGAUCGGGUGGGCGCACGCCCCCAGUGAUCGCAAUUAAGGGCGAUAAUGAGAAGCAUUUGAAUAAAACUUCAUGA
This is a messenger RNA of Nymphaea colorata (pocket water lily), 856 nucleotides long. RefSeq lists its product as uncharacterized. Bases 5 to 856 code for a protein of 283 amino acids. Lineage: Eukaryota; Viridiplantae; Streptophyta; Magnoliopsida; Nymphaeales; Nymphaeaceae. The transcript is spliced from 2 exons. The record is from RefSeq and is a predicted model, not a curated record.